This is a messenger RNA of Rhincodon typus (whale shark), 2655 nucleotides long. RefSeq names its product guanine nucleotide exchange factor for Rab-3A-like. The annotation marks the transcript as partial. NCBI's taxonomy places the organism in Eukaryota, Metazoa, Chordata, Chondrichthyes, Orectolobiformes, Rhincodontidae. Gene Ontology annotation, biological process: exocytosis. Gene Ontology annotation, cellular component: Golgi to plasma membrane transport vesicle. The transcript has 5 exons. The record is from RefSeq and is a predicted model, not a curated record. Gene Ontology annotation, molecular function: guanyl-nucleotide exchange factor activity.
CUGGAUAUUAUGGCCAACUCUAUGUCUCACAUUUGGAAGAACCGGAUGGGUUUGGAGAUUGUUCACAGAUUGAUAUGCUACUGGCUGAGGUAACUGCACUGAAGACCCUUGUGAUCACAUCUACACCAUCUUCUCCAAAUAGGGAGUUGCACCCGCAGCUCCAGAGCCCCUCAAAGGCUGUCUUUAAGAAGGGCCACAGUCGCAACAAAAGCUUGAGCAGCGCCAUUGUGACAGCAGCGACACAGAACACCCCGUUAAAGCCGAUCAGCAAAGAUGGCAGGGAGAUUGACCUGAUUUUGUUUGAGGAGUUCCAAUCGUGGAAGGAGGAUCCAACCCUGGAUAAGGCUUCUCCGUUCUUGGAGAGGAUUUACCAGGAAGACAUCAGCCCAUGUCUCUCCUUUGCCAAACAUGAGCUGACCGAAGCUGUCCAGACUGCUGUGGAGAACAACACUUUGAGUAUUGAGCCAGCUGCUGCCCAAGCACUACCAGUAGUCAAGGCCUCAGCAAUAGAGUGUGGAGGACCAAAUGGGUGGCGGGCUGAAGUAUUGACGUAAGUGUUUACAUGGAUAUUCCUGAUCCUAAUGAACACUAACUUUUGUUUGUAAUUAGCUUUUACUCACCAGUAUUAAUACAGCUUCUGUAAACAUCAUAGUGGCACAUGAACCUAUUCCUACAGGUACUAUGUUCUUGCAUUAUGCCACAGCCUGUACUUUUUCUUCUGGUUUUUGGCUUUGGGCUUUGGGCUAUAUUGGUGCAGUAAGCACAUUGAAAUCAGCGGGCAGCUAAUGUUCUGUGUGAAAUUUGUCACACUUUCAAUUAAACUUUUUCAUUGGCUAUUGUCCUAUGCUAUGUAGUUGGCCUUGAAUUUUAAUCCAGACUUGGAGAAACAGCUACAGGACAACUGGGGAAAGAGGAUAAUCCUACAUUUGUACAGCAGAGGACUCUCUACCCUCAAUGGUGCUGAUGUGUGUCACUGGCACAGCGAAGCACAAGUGCAUGCCAACUUGCUUCAAGGACCUUUGUACAUUUGCAUAUGGAUCCCAGAGAUUUUUGGGUCAGAGACCGUGUGUGUUUUCAGAACGAGGCAGCAAGCACAUAAGAAUACUACAACCUGCAAGACCAAUCCCCUCCAAGUCACAAACCAUCCUGGUACGGAAACGUAUUGCCAUUCUGUCAUUGGGUAAAACUCCUGGACUUUUUGCCCCUAAAGGCAUUGUAAGAGUAUCUCCUUCACAUGGACUGCAACGGUUUCAGAAUGUAGCUCACUUCUGCCUUCUCCUAGGCAAUGGGGAAUAAAUUCUCACCUUGCCAGGAACACUCACUUUCCAUAAGUGGAUAUAAAACUUCUGUUUGCCCAUUUGUUGCCUGGUUUCUGUAAUUAUAUAAAUUUGUUAGCUUGCUAGCUUGAAAUCUGUUUUCAGCACUAAUAACGUUCUCUUUGCAUUGCUAAUGCUGUCUUUCAGAAGUUAGGUCAGAUGUCUGUGCAGUUGUACCUGGGAAGGAGGCAGGUAGAUGAGAACCCUGUGCUUGUUUUUCUGUAGCUGCAGAAGGGUAGCCUGUAAAUCUAUAGUGAGGAUGAUCAUCUGCUCUGCGUGUUACUGGAACAAUGAGGUUGGCUGUGUAUGGAAGGAUUAGGCAUAUCGGUUAGGCUGCAGGGGAAUAUUUGGCAUAUAGUCUACUGAUGCAAAUGAUGGGUAGGCACUUUGCAUGUGGCGAUAAUUCAAUCUUUACUUUGGUCCUCUGAGGAUUUGGGACCGUUUAUUAUGCAGUAUAUCUCUUCCAGUGGAGGAAAUCUGAGGGCGUGUCUGUAAAUAUUGGGCUGGAUUUUUAAAUGGUGCAGGGUCUCGUUUGGAGGCUGGCAGAGGUAUGACUUUGUGACUGGCCUCCAGCCUGGCUCUUUCCUUUUCACGGCCACAAUCCCUAAUCCUGAGCCGACCAGGCCAACAGGAUGGACUUGGAGCAGGAAAUGGUGGGGGACAAUGCUGAUGGAUCAAGCAAAGGAUCCCCCCCGACCUGUUACAGCUGCCAGGCCAGCGGUGUGACUCCUGGCCAUCUCACUGGACAGGUUAUCCCUCAUCAUCAUGGCAAGGCAGCUGCGGCUGUUCAAACUUUUAAAAGUUGUUGGUGUGCCUUCUCUUUCUUAAUUACACAGCACCUUCCAGCUCAGUCAGCUGAGCUGCCAAUCUCUCUCUGUUGCAGGGUCUCCCAUCGGCUCUCCAGCCUCAGGCACUGUCCACUGUAUUUAUUCGGAUGUUAAAUCGUUAAUUGUUAAUUGUCCUGGUCCAUUAUAAAUCCCUGUACGUCUCUGGAAUAGGCUGCACAAGGCCAGAACCUGGGAUGUACUGGGGCCAGAUUCCCAACUCUAAAUGGAAAUUGUGUGGAUCAAAUGGUCUUCACUCUGUUCUCUCCCCUAAUAUGACUGCAGUUCUGAAGAUGUUCUGCAGAGGGUGGUAAACGCAUAGCUGAAUGUAGAAUCCAUGAAACUUGUUAAAUAUGUAAUUUCUAAAUUAGGCUAUUCCCAGCGGAUCUCGCAUGCAGAGAGAUGAACAUGCUAAGUGCAUGUUAUAUAUAUAUAUAUUUUUAAUCAUUUAGGAAAAGCUUUUAAACCUCAAAUAUCCCUCCCUUAUUCAGAAAUCUACCUCACCUACACACUUU